AUGUCCAGGGCAACGAGUUUUCAUCUGGAUUCCACGAAUGAGUAUGGCGAGGAAGAUCACUUCCAGCAUUCUGCUGCGGGGGAGAAUCGGCGGCUAUCGCGGCACAAAAUUACCAUUAGUCAUGGCAACGCCAAGUUUUUAAAGUACCAGCUGCAGGAAUCCCACAUGUUCAAGGUUGUUAUAGACGGUGAUGACGGUGGAGUGGACAUGCGCAAAGUUCACGAGCGCAUUGAGGCUGCGCUGCGUAUGCGACCCCGCUACAAGAAGGUGAAUGGGCGAAUCCAGAUGCCUCCGUUACCGUCUCGUGUUCGGAUAUCCCAAGAAAACGGUGUCUACAAACUGUCCGAUCAUGAUGUUUCGCCCAUGUACUCGUUGCAAUCGUGGUCCACCUUUGCGUCGGAUGUGCAGCAUCUACGACUAACUGUUGGGAACACCACCUGCAUUAAGGCAUGUUCGCAUCGGCUCAACAUUAUGCAGGAACGUUCCAGAAUGUUUUUUCUUCUUAAUGCCGACAUUGAGGAGAAGCACAAUUUCCGCAAGGCCGGGGGUGUUUUCUCCAAAGCCACCAAAGUGGACAAUUCGGUGUUGCUAUCACGCUCUACAGACGCCCAAGAAACCCUCGACUUUAUUUUGGAUUGGUAUAGUCGCUACCCAGACGCUCCACUGCGUCUCCGGGACGGCACCAAUUCGACACUUCGAGAAAUAUUUGAGGUGUAUGAAGUAAAGGAUCCAUCAAGGCUGACAGUGGAAGGACUGGGCUGGCGGCCGACACCUGGUAGCGUGGAAAACGCUGAUUUUGCCCUCGAUUCAGCCCCACUGAGCUCUGAACUGCGAUAUAGUUUUCUGCACUUACGAGGUUCAUGUGCCCCGCGUUUUCUACAGAAGCGGCUUCAGAGAGCUGAACAGCAGGUACGGUACGUUCAGGCAACAGAGUAUUCUAUUCCAUUGUAUGCCACAUACCCAAACGAACUUGCAGACAUUGCCAUGGUUUUGAACAAAAAUAACAUUGGCCCCUAUGGACGCAAUAUGUGGAUUUUACAGGUUUGCUUCAUGCGUAAUCCACCAUUCGGUGUGAAUUAUCCGGUGAGUUGCAAUACCAUCCAGGACCAACUUGACUUUAUCUUUUUACCCUUGUUUAAGGCGACACUGUAUCCCACAGUGCCGAAUUAUGCUACGCUUGCCUGGUUUCUUGAACAAGUUGGUGGGUUUGUUAUUCGACCACCGGCAAAUGUCUUGGAAGCAGACUUUGAUGAAAAAUCUCCCGUUCCCAGUGAAAUGCCGUAUGGCACUAAACCAAAUGAACUUUACUACUUGUAUUACAUGUAUGCCAAUUUGACGGUGUUGAACAGUUUGCGGAAACGCAAGGGCCUAAACACGUUUCAGUUACGUUGCAGCGGUGGCUAUCGAACCUCAAUGGAUGGUCUUCUUGCCGGGUAUCUACUGGGGGACGUUAUCACGCGAGCGACAGAAAUCAUGGAUUAUCCAGUGUUGCAAUACUUGUGUGGAUUACAUGGUGUUGGUCUUACCGUAAGCCCCUUGCAUGAUCAUAUUCAGGGGAUUGUACACUAUCAAAAUCAUCCUCUCCCAAAUUUUCUGCAUCGAUGCUUAAAUGUGGCAAUUGCUACCGAAGCACCCCUCCUUUAUCAUCACGGCUCAUCUCCACUGUUUGAGGAAUACGGAACAGCAAUGAAAAUCUGCGGCCUGAGUUUUCUUGAUCUUACGGAAUUGGCCCGAAAUAGCGUGAUGAUAUCCUCUUUUCCACUGGAGACCAAGAAGGAAUGGCUAGGGGAAAACUUUAACCGGGGAGUUGAGGGAAAUGCAUUUGAAUUGAGUCAAGUGACAAACGUCCGCCUUGCAUUCCGUGAGGAGUCAUGGGACUUGGAACGAGGCAUGCUGAAGGAUUUAUAUAUCAACCGAAGUCUCCCACGCGAAGCGAUAGGGUCGAGUCGUUGGCAUUACAUUAGUAAUGUGAAGGAGGUGGAAUAUCACACUGUGCUGGAUACGCGAGUUCGUUUUCCUCGCACAGUCCUGAAUGGCCCCCACAAGGAAGUAAAGUGGGCUGUCAGUGCCGCACGAGGCAUCGCCCGGGCAAUGGAUCUGCGCUUCAAGUACAUUUGGGAACCUCCAAAUCCGUGGGAGGUGACACAACAGCGCUCUGUGGAAGCCGAUUUUCAACGAAAAACCGACAGUUUCAACGAGGACGACUGGACGUAUGCCGCAAAUGACGCCGUCUUUAUUUCUUUCCCCAAAAAUGUCGUCCAUGCAUGGCCUCGACAGCUUCCAACGGUAGAGACAUUCCGCAACGAUUUAAAGGAGCUACAAGACAUUUGUGCAUCCUCGGAUGUGAAGGACUUUUCACAAAAACGACUUGAAAAUUUGGAGCAUCGGUUUCGCCUUCAUCUUGCCCUGAACCACGCCAACGAGGCGGGAACGACGGAGGAUCGUGUUUCUUCUAACCGCGAUAUUUAUCAGGCGGUGAAGGUUGACACGCACAUUCACAUGGCGGCCGGUAUGACCGGACGACAGCUUUUGAGUUUUGUGGUGAAGAAGCUCAUGUAUAGUGGAGACGAUAUUGCCACGAAGAGGGGGGAUCUGAUUCACACCCUUGGUCACUUCUUUAAGAAGAAUGGCAUCACCAAGAACCUGACCGUGGAUCAGUUGAACGUGCAGGCGGAUCACACCUUAUUUGAGCGCUUUGACAAUUUCAACAAUAAAUACAAUCCAAUGGAGAACCCGGAGCUUCGCUCAUUACUUCUGAAGACGGAUAAUUUUAUGAAGGGACGAUACUUUGCGGAGCUGAUUCAAGAUGUGUUUGCGCAGUACUCAAGGGAUCGCCACACAUAUGCUGAAAACCGUGUUUCCAUUUACGGUAUUAACAUCAGGGAAUGGGACAAUCUUGCACUCUGGUUUUCCACGCAUGGAAUGUCGUCUAAACAUAACAAGUGGGUCAUUCAAGUACCGCGUGUGUACAAGGUUUUUCGUGCACAGAAUUUGAUUGGGAGUUUUGGACAAUAUUUACAAAACAUAUUUCAGCCACUCUGGGAAGCCUCACUGCAUCCUUCCGAGCAUCCUUUGAUACAUCACUUCUUAAACCACAUGAGUGGGUUUGAUUCUGUCGACAAUGAAGCAACACUUGAUUUGCCAUUUUUACCAGUGUCACCAUGGGCAUGGACAUCCGUAGAGAAUCCUCCAUAUAAUUAUUAUUUGUACUACUUGUAUGCCAACAUCCGUACACUUAACGAAUUUCGGGCAUCACGAGGAUUUUCAACAUUUGCGUUGCGUCCUCAUUGUGGCGAGUCAGGGUCGGCAGAGCAUCUUUAUGGCGCUUUCCUCUGUGCAAACAGUAUUUGCCACGGCAUCAACCUUCGGGAUGACUUUCCAAUGCAAUAUUUGUUUUAUCUUUCGCAAAUUGGCUUGCACGUAUCACCACUGAGCAACAAUGCUCUCUUUCUACGUUUCUUGAAGAACCCGUUUCCGGAAUUUUUUCGCCGCGGUUUAAACGUCUCACUUAGCACAGACGAUCCAUUGAUGUUUCACCAGACACAGGAACCCCUUAUUGAGGAGUAUAGUAUUGCAGCACGCGUGUGGGGCCUUUCUCCCAAUGAUCUCUGUGAGAUUGCACGUAACUCGGUAUUGCAGUCUGGAUUUGACUACGUGUUCAAGCGAGAUGCCAUUGGAGAUCAAUGGUACAUGAGCUCCUCCCUUGGAAACGAUUCUCUGCGAACUCAUCUCUCUGACAUCCGUGUCGCAUUUCGGUUUGAGACAUACCACACAGAGAUGGAUAUUCUUGAAUUGUGUUCUGGGCGUCCCAUCAAGCGUUGCAUGCUCACAACGAAUCAAGAAGAGGAAAUCAAUGAGAAAAAUUUUGACGUUGGACCUGAGAAAGUCAUUCUGUCAACGCACGAUCAGGCAAUAGAAAUCAUGCUCCGCGAAGUUGAAACAAGGCGGGAACAACUGCGUGUCUCGCGGGUAAAGGUGGACGCUUUGCGUCGACAGCAAAAGUCGCUUGUGGAUAAGCUAACAGAGUUGGCCAUACAUCAACAGGAAAUGCAGGAGGAGGCUGAACGCUGCAAUCGCGCGGAGGCCUUACGCUACGAGCGGCGUCCUCCCACACCGCCUGAUGCGGCAUUUAUGACGUCUGAGCGGGCGACAGUGCAGCGGCUCCUUCGAUGGCGUCCAAAGCCAUUGGACGUAUUGAAGCAUACGACGGAGUCAUCUGUGCCGCUGAGGAACCCUAGAAGGUUGCCCAGUUUGACUGCUCCUAGCAUCGGUGUCCGGCGCACCAUUUAA
Trypanosoma cruzi is the source of this 4290-nucleotide messenger RNA. RefSeq names its product AMP deaminase, putative. Bases 1 to 4290 code for a protein of 1429 amino acids. The transcript has a single exon. The record is from RefSeq and is a predicted model, not a curated record. Gene Ontology annotation, cellular component: cytosol. NCBI's taxonomy places the organism in Eukaryota, Euglenozoa, Kinetoplastea, Trypanosomatida, Trypanosomatidae. Gene Ontology annotation, molecular function: AMP deaminase activity. Gene Ontology annotation, biological process: IMP salvage; AMP metabolic process.